CACCUUCUUAUCCGAUUCAUCCAUCGUCAUCGACUCAAUCCUACCUCAUAGCGCAUACUAUACUAUAUCAAUACACUGCCGAACCUUCACCUCCCCCACUAUCCCUCGUGGGCAUACUGCGACGUUCAAGAGACCCUGCGCGUAGUAGUCGUGAAUGAGCCGACCUAGAACCAUCUCGAUAUCUCUGCGCUACUCAAUCGUUGUCCCGUUUCAACUCAUCAGGACCCAGCUGAUACUCCUCUCCCUGCUCGCCUUGACUUUGAUCUCGAGGGGAAAUGUCGUUAUCUAAUCUAGGAUAUGACGCCUUCUGACGACCGCAGGACAUGUCCGACCGGCAAUUCACAGGCCUCAGGUCAGAUGGGCGUGUCGACAUUGGCUGAGCCGCUGCCAUCGGUCUGUCGCCAGCGCACGCAAGAGAUUGUUUGUCCGCCUUACCGCCUUGCUCCUUCCCAUGCCUUGCCUACACAGCUCUGCCAUCUUGAUGCCUAAGCACACCAUGGUCGACAGGUCAGGAAUAGGUGUCUGAUGACAUAUUCUAGCAUCCCGAAAGGUCCUUAUAACCGCAGCUUCGCACUGUGUUUCUCCCUCGCCCUUCCCUUCAAUUUAUCACAAUGACCACCGCUACUCAGACCAUUAACGACCUCACUACCCAGAUUGGCACCCUUGGCGUGCGAGGCAGUACUCAGCCUUUGUCGCGUAACUACUCCCUCGACAAGUGGCAGAACUUUGCUGUCAACCCCGCUAUCGGACAAGAAUUCGGCAAGGACCUCCAGCUGUCCGAGAUCGUACACGCUGCGAACAAGGACGAGCUUCUGCGUGACCUGGCUGUUCUUAUUUCCCAGCGAGGCGUGGUCUUCUUCCGAGCCCAGGAUAUCGGCCUCGAAGACCAAAAGACAUUGGGCAGGAAGCUCGGAGAGCUCUCAGGCAAGCCCCAGGACUCCGCCCUACACAUCCACCCUUUCACCCCAAAGGAUUCUGAGAAGGGUGACCAGAUCCUUGUCAUCAGCGCCGAGAGACGCAACAAGCGGGCACAGGUAGAGGAUUCAACCCGCUUUGCUUCCAAGGGCUGGCACUCUGACAUCACCUUUGAACCCGUUCCCAGCGACUACGCUAUUCUCAAGAUUCACACGGCCCCUGAGAAUGGCGGCGACACUCUUUGGGCAUCUGCCUACGAAGCCUACUCUCGCCUAUCCCCCGAAUUCGCAAAGUUCCUCGAGGGCAAGGAGGCUUUCCACGAAGCAACCUCUUUCAACAAGUACGCUGAGGCUGCCGGCAUCACUCUCAGGACCGAUGUGAGGGGAUCUCCUCUCAACAGUGGGCCGGGGUUGAGCGCCAUCCAUCCCGUUAUUCGUGUUAAUCCCGUCACUGGAUGGAAAGGUCUCUUUGUAAACCAAGGCUUCACCAAGAGAAUUCUCGACGUGACCAAAGACGAGUCUGACUUUAUUCUCGAUUACCUUUUCAAACUCGUCAACAGCAACCACGAUCUCCAAGUGCGCUUCAAAUGGGGAACGGGCUACGCUUCCAGGUCAGUGGGAGAUGUUGCCAUCUGGGACAACCGAAGUACAGUCCAUGCCAUUACUCAAGACUAUGAAGACGCCGAGCGCGUUGGCGACCGAGUCGUAUCGCUUGGCGAGAAACCUUACUUUGACCCUGCUGGAACCACGAGGCGCAAGGAUCUUGGUCUUCCUGAGCCUACCCAUGACGCUUCUGUCUUGGGUGAAGCCUAUAGGCAAUCCGUAAGCUCUGCGAACGAAUAGUAGUAGUGCAAUGUCGGUGUGUUUGCCUCUCUUCUCUGUGGGUUGUAUCUUCUAGUUAUCAGUAGUAAUGAAGAUCAGUGUCCUGCCAUGCUCGGAUCUUGUUGAAGUCCGGCGGUGCGAGAAGGAUGUCACUGAGUCAGCUUCUUCGAAUCAAGGGUGGCUGCAAAGCGCUCGGGACUGCAACUCACCUAUAUACAGUCCUGUCAACCGACCGAAC
Molecule: messenger RNA, 1974 nt
Organism: Cryptococcus amylolentus CBS 6039
Lineage: Eukaryota; Fungi; Basidiomycota; Tremellomycetes; Tremellales; Cryptococcaceae
Exons: 7
Coding region: 612-1757 (381 amino acids)
Cellular component (GO): cytoplasm
Molecular function (GO): 2-oxoglutarate-dependent dioxygenase activity
Source: RefSeq, a predicted model, not a curated record